CCAUGAAAGAUCAUUACAAUCACAACUUUGAGCCUAAUUAAUUAACUAAUCAUUUCUAUCAAAGUAAUUAGAGAGCAAAAAUGGUGAAGUUGACAAUUGGUAACUUUGGUGACUCUUUUAGUGUUGCUUCAAUCAAGGCUUAUUUAGCUGAGUUUAUUGCUACUCUACUCUUUGUUUUUGCUGGAGUAGGAUCUGCCGUUGCCUUCAGUAAGGUGACAGAGGGAGGAGCAUUAGACCCAGCAGGGCUAGUAGCAGUGGCAGUGGCUCAUGCAUUUGCACUAUUUGUUGGGGUUUCCAUAGCAGCCAACAUUUCAGGUGGACAUUUAAAUCCAGCUGUCACUUUUGGAUUGGCUAUUGGAGGUAACAUCACCCUCCUUACUGGGUUUUUCUACUGGGUUGCUCAAGUCCUUGGCUCUAUUGUUGCCUGCCUUCUCCUCAAAUGGACCUCCAAUGGCAUGAGCAUUCCAGCCCAUGGAGUUGCCUCAGGAAUGAACGCAAUUGAAGGCAUAGUGAUGGAAAUUGUCAUCACCUUUGCACUUGUCUACACCGUUUACGCCACUGCUGCUGACCCGAAGAAGGGCCAAAUCGGAAUCCUUGCCCCAAUUGCAAUCGGGUUCAUUGUCGGAGCCAACAUUCUUGCUGCUGGCCCAUUCAGCGGUGGUUCAAUGAACCCAGCCCGAUCUUUCGGCCCAGCUAUUGUUAGUGGUGACCUUUCUCAGAGCUGGAUCUACUGGGUCGGCCCACUUAUUGGUGGUGGGCUUGCUGGGCUUGUUUAUGGUGAUAUCUUUAUUGGGUCUUAUGAACCUGUUCCACCCUCUGAAAGUUAUGCUUAAGUUAUCCCCUUUUCUUUUCUUUUCUCUUUUAAGAGAUAUUUGGUUUCUUUGGUGGGAAUUUUGGCCUUUCUUUAAACUUUAGGGAAAUGCCCCUAGUUUGGCUUAUUGAAGUGAAAUUGUAAUGCAUUUGCCUUUCUAUUGUGUGAUUUUGCUAGUAAAAGCAAUGUAUAUAAUAAAAUCUUCUUGAUAAA
Spinacia oleracea (spinach) is the source of this 1024-nucleotide messenger RNA. RefSeq names its product probable aquaporin TIP2-2. Gene Ontology annotation, cellular component: plant-type vacuole membrane. The record is from RefSeq and is a predicted model, not a curated record. Gene Ontology annotation, biological process: water transport; transmembrane transport. The transcript has 3 exons. Gene Ontology annotation, molecular function: water channel activity. Bases 81 to 833 code for a protein of 250 amino acids. Lineage: Eukaryota; Viridiplantae; Streptophyta; Magnoliopsida; Caryophyllales; Amaranthaceae.